Molecule: messenger RNA, 885 nt
Organism: Opisthocomus hoazin
Lineage: Eukaryota; Metazoa; Chordata; Aves; Opisthocomiformes; Opisthocomidae
Source: RefSeq, a predicted model, not a curated record
AUGGCAGUGACCGAGCUGGAGGUAGUUCUUGUUUGCUUGGGCUUGCUUGUUUUGGUUUGUUUUUCGCACGGGGCUGAUCCUGCUCGUGCUGAACACGUGCCAAAACCCAGAGACGAGCGGCAGAAGCCAGAGUCGCUCAGCACCCUCCAGGAUCGGAGCCUUUGGGCUGAGCUCGGGGCCAGCUUGGACGGAUCCUGCCCGGUGCCAGGAGCCUCCGGGGUGGACCAGCUCCUUCCUGAUUUCUUUGAGGAAUCUGGCGUACCAAUGGCCACAGAAAACCAGGUUAGUGCACAGACCUGUCUGCACUGGGCCUGCAAGCGGAACCAUGCCCAGGUCGUGUCCUGCCUGCUGGGCGCCGGCGCCGACCCUGAGCUCCUCACCGCCGAGGGAGAGCGGGCCGCGCAGCUGACUUCCAAACCGGGCAUCCGGAAGAUCUUGGGAGGCCUCAUCUCGCCGGCAGCACCCCACCAGGCCGUACCUCUGCAAACCGACCAUUCACCCACGGGGCCCGCGCCAGCCUUUCAGCCCUUUUUCUUUACUGGAACUUUCCCAUAUAACAUGCAAGAACUUGUGCUAAAGGUGAGAGUCCAGAACCUCAGAGACAAUGACUUCAUUGAAAUUGAACUGGACAGACAAGAACUGACCUAUCAAGAUCUGCUCAGAGUGAGCUGCUGCGAGUUGGGCGUUAAUCCAGAACAAGUAGAGAAGAUCAGAAAAUUACCUAAUACACUAGUGAGAAAGGACAAGGAUGUUGCCAGGCUUCAGGACUUCCAAGAGCUGGAGUUAGUUCUCGUGAAGAGUGACAGCUCUCCUUUCAGAAAUGCUGCAUCAACUUUGACCGAGAGACCAUGCUACAACAGUAGAGCAUCAAAGCUGACUUACUGA